Messenger RNA from Fonsecaea erecta, 687 nucleotides. RefSeq lists its product as hypothetical. The transcript is spliced from 3 exons. Lineage: Eukaryota; Fungi; Ascomycota; Eurotiomycetes; Chaetothyriales; Herpotrichiellaceae. Gene Ontology annotation, molecular function: acetyltransferase activity. The coding region runs from base 1 to 687 and encodes 228 amino acids. The record is from RefSeq and is a predicted model, not a curated record.
AUGCGUACUCAUCCAGAGUGGCAGAAGGCCCAGCGAGGCGAUCUCUAUCAUGCUUUUGUUCCCGAGCUCAUCGCAGCUCGAGACCGGUGCAAGCAAGCUUGUGACAAGUUAAAUUCCUCCCAAUCGACCACGCGACGCAGAGUAAUCGAACUAUGGAGAGAUCGCCCCCUUCCACCUUUGCAGCCGUCUUUGGAAGAAGAGGACAAGCUCUUCGAAAAGGAGCCCUGGAUUUGCGGCCCAAUCCACGCCGAUUACGGCUUCAACAUUUUUCUGGGUGAAGGGACACAGCUGAAUUUCAACUCUACAUUCAUCGACACCUGCCCGAUCCGCAUUGGAGCGCGUACCCUGGUCGGGCCGAACUGCAGCUUCUAUUCUGGAACGCACCCGCUUGAUCCGGCACUCAGGAAUGGAACCAAUGGUCCCGAGCUUGGGAAAGAGAUAAACAUUGGUGAAGACUGCUGGCUGGGGGGGAAUGUCAUUAUCUUGCCUGGAGUGACCAUUGGGCGAGGGAGCACUAUUGGAGCCGGCAGUGUGGUGACAAAGGACGUCCCUGCUUUCCAUGUAGCGGCCGGCAACCCUGCCAGGAUUUUGAGAAAGAUUCAAACUUCGAUGGACCCGACUCAAGAGAUCCCGGCGACGGCAAAGACAGACAGGGAGCAAGGCGCGGAAGAUGUGAUGUCUGCAUGA